Messenger RNA from Aspergillus saccharolyticus JOP 1030-1, 1905 nucleotides. RefSeq names its product metallophosphoesterase family protein. The coding region runs from base 1 to 1905 and encodes 634 amino acids. Gene Ontology annotation, cellular component: cytosol. Gene Ontology annotation, biological process: nucleotide catabolic process. Gene Ontology annotation, molecular function: hydrolase activity. NCBI's taxonomy places the organism in Eukaryota, Fungi, Ascomycota, Eurotiomycetes, Eurotiales, Aspergillaceae. The transcript is spliced from 2 exons. The record is from RefSeq and is a predicted model, not a curated record.
AUGCUCCACAAUAUCUUUUUAGCAGCUGUAGUGCUCUUGCUGUCCUCUCUCUUUACCUCGUCCGUGCGCGCAGUACAGCCAUCUGCUCCAGCCCCCGUGGCUGCUCCAUUGCGUGAUUUAGAAUGGGGGCAGCUCAAUUUUCUCCAUACUACGGAUACCCACGGCUGGCUGGCUGGGCACUUACAGGAACCCUCUUAUGCGGCUGACUGGGGCGAUUACGUCUCUUUUGCUGUCCGCAUGCGCGAGAAAGCCCAUGCCAGUAACUCGGAUCUUUUGGUGAUUGAUACAGGUGACCGAGUUGAAGGUAACGGUCUGUAUGAUUCUUCGGAGCCCAAGGGUGUCUAUCUUUCUGAGAUUCUACGACACCAACACAUCGACCUUCUGUCAUCUGGCAAUCAUGAGCUUUACAAUCGGACCACGUCCCAAGCCGAGUUCUUCACCACGAUCCCAAACUUUCGGGGUAAUUAUCUAGCUUCGAAUAUCGAUAUCUUACACCCGGCAAUCAAUGAAUUUGUUCCUUUGGCGCCUCGUUUCAAGAAGUUCACCACGCAAGUGCAAGGGAUACGCAUCAUCGCCUUCGGCUUUCUGUUCAAUUUCAAGAAAAAUGAUAACAACACUAUUGUUCGAUCAGUGGAGCAGACAAUAAAAGAAGACUGGUUUCAGGAAGCCAUCAGAGAUAAAGAUGUGGAUCUCUUCCUCGUCAUUGGCCAUGUCCCUGUUCGCUCGAUUGAAUAUGACGCUUUGUAUCGGGCGAUACGUGCUAUUCGGUGGGACACACCUAUCCAGUUCUUCGGCGGGCAUCAUCACAUCCGUGACUACGUGCGGUACGAUUCUAAAGCUUAUGGACUAGCAAGUGGUCGCUUCAUGGAAACUAUAGGCUUCAUGUCAAUUGAUGGACUCUCCACCAGCAAAUGCCAUGCAAAGUCCGCCCUGGUAGCACCCAAGUUCCGUCGAAAGUAUAUUGAUAACAACCUGUUCUCAUUUUACCACCACACUGGCCUGGGAGAGGACACAUUCCCCACGGAAAAUGGCCGGAAUGUUUCCUUACUUAUACAGCAAUCCAGAAACGCACUAAAGCUGGACAUGAUCCACGGCUGUGCUCCUAGGGACCUCUGGAUGUCACGCGUCGAGUACCCUCAUGAGAACAGCAUAUAUACAUGGUUAGAGGAUGAAGUGCUCCCGGUCUCUCUGAAAGAUGACUCUCGUCCUGGACAGCCCGCACUUGUUAUUGUUAAUACGGGAGCUAUUCGCUUCGAUGUGUUCGAAGGACCUUUCACCCAGGAUACUACGUACAUUGUCUCUCCCUUCACCAGCGGUUUCCGUUAUGUCAAGGAUGUUCCUUAUAACAAAGCGAAAUUGAUUGUUGAGGUUCUCAAUAAGCAGCCUCAGAUAUUUACCGAGCUGCCGGAACAUGUCGACCUGCCAACCUGGUCACUCGCACCUCCUGAACACCUAGCACACCCAGGUGAUGCAGUUGCUGGCUUUGACAAGAGCUUGCGCCUCAGUUGGUCCGCUGCAGGUUUUCUUGCCGGCCAAGCCUUGCUUUCAGUAAACGGCUAUGUCAGGUCCAACUUAAUUCCAGGAUAUACCACCAAGGAUGAUGCCGGCACUGAUGGUGAUGAUACUAUUCAUUCCCCUAUCCCCUUCUACCGGGUUCCCAAUUGCAUCCAGUCUUUGAUAUCUACGAAUGGAUCUGACCAGCCAGAAAUGGUGGACCUGGUCUACAUAGACUUUAUAGAGCCAUAUGUAGCUCUAGCAGCCAAGUUUGCAAGCCUUGAUGUCGAUUUUGAGCAAGACAGUGACAUUUAUAUGCCUUCCACCAGUCUGACAAGUCUGAUUCUUGACUGGGUGAAAGCAAACUGGGCCUGCGAAGAUGGUUUCUUUGAAUCUGGGGCUGACAUGUGA